AUGGGCAGCAUAGGCUCCAUUGACAUCCAAGAGCUUACGAUAUCAGAGUACCAUGAUGCUCUACGCGAGAGGAGGACGACCUGCACCGAGGUCGUGGUAGCAUACCUCGAUCGGAUAUCACGCUAUAAUAGCCUGCUCAAAGCUCUAAUAACCGUCAACGAGAAUGCACUCGACGUCGCCCGACAAAGAGACCAGGAAACAGAGGCACUCCUACAGCAACAUGGGAAAGACCAUACAUUUCCGCCCCUACAUGGGGUCCCCGUUAUCCUUAAAGACACCUACAGCACCCUCGACAUGCCUACAACAUCUGGAGUAAAAGCCCUCCACUCCCUACAAACAAAAGCCGACGCCUUCGUCGUCACGAAGCUGCGUCGCGCUGGCGCCAUUAUCCUUGGCAAGGCCAAUCUCCACGAACUAUCGCUGGAGGGCGUCACUGUUUCUUCGCUGGGAGGUCAGACGCGGAACCCGUACGACCUCAGUCGGACACCCGGUGGCUCAUCAGGUGGUACGGCUGCUGCUCUAGCGGCGAAUCUAGCUGUCGUAGGAUGUGGUGGGGAUACGAUGAAUUCGCUACGCUCGCCUGCGUCGGCGUGCUCGAUCAUCGGGUUUAGACCGACUAGGGGGCAGAUUUCGCGGAGAGGAAUCAUCCCUGUCACUGACACGCAGGAUGUGGCUGGGCCGAUGGCACGGACGGUCCAAGAUGUCCGGAUAUUGUUCGAUGUGAUGAAGGGCGAAGACAAGGGCGACGAGGCUACUAUCGAUUGUCAACGUGACGCAAUGGAGCGUAGCUCUGAGACAUGUGGUAGACGCAAAAGGAUUGGUGUUUUGAAAUCGUUCUUCGCGGAUGACGGUGAUCCUGAAGGCUCAAUCGUCAACCAGACAGUGCUGGACGCGCUGGAUAAAGCUAGAGCCAACGUGCAAGUUGAGCUCGUCGCGCUCUCUCCCCAGUGCGCCCACUGGGACAUUCCCGCGCUCGUUUCCACGGCGGACAUGCAAGCAUACGAGUUCCGCAGUGUCGUCGACACCUUCCUACAAUCGUCAUUGAUCGCGUUCACGCCGCAUGAUUCCCUAGAAUCGAUCGUCGCCAGCGGCGAGUACCUCCAGGAAGCCGUGACACCGGCUCUCUAUCGUACAUUGCAGAAGGACGGUCCAUAUUCAAUGCAAAGUCCAGAGUAUGAAUCUCGCCUGGCGACAAUUGCAGCAUUGAAGAAGUCUGUAGAGGAUUGUUUCGAGGAACAUCAACUGGACGCUCUCGUCUACCCGCACCAAAGACAGCUGGUUGCUUCAAUCGGGUCAAUGGUCCAGCCACGGAGGAAUGGUAUUCUGGCUGCGUUGACAGGAAGGCCAGCGAUAUGUCUACCUGGUAUGUGA
This is a messenger RNA of Aspergillus fischeri NRRL 181, 1371 nucleotides long. RefSeq names its product amidase. The transcript has a single exon. The record is from RefSeq and is a predicted model, not a curated record. NCBI's taxonomy places the organism in Eukaryota, Fungi, Ascomycota, Eurotiomycetes, Eurotiales, Aspergillaceae. Bases 1 to 1371 code for a protein of 456 amino acids.